AUGGAAACACGGCCAUACAUGUUCACACAUCCGCUGCCUCGGGGCCAGGAGGAGUCAGGUGGCGUUCUAGGACCAGCCUGCAUCUUUCUGAGAGGAAAGAACUUUGAGCGGAAACUUGUAGCUGAAGAGAUGGAAGAGUUGCAACAGGCAUUUAGCGAAUUUGAUAAGGAUAAGGAUGGGCUCAUCAGCUGUAAAGAUCUGGGCAACCUGAUGCGGACUAUGGGAUAUAUGCCCACAGAGAUGGAGCUGAUUGAACUCAGCCAGAACAUCAGCAUGAACCUUGGUGGUCAAGUAGACUUUGAGGAUUUUGUGGAACUCAUGGCUCCUAAGCUCUUAGAAGAGACAGCUGGAAUGAUCGGCCUAAAGGAGCUGAAGGAAGCCUUCAGAGAGUUCGACAUGGACGGUGAUGGCGCCAUCACUAUUGAUGAACUGAGGCAUGCUAUGGAGAAGCUGCUUGGUGAAAACACUAACAGAAAAGAGAUUGAGGCUGUGGUAAGAGAGGUUGACAAUAAUGAAGAUGGAAGAGUAGAUUUCGAAGAAUUUGUCAGAAUGAUGUCAAGAGAUUAA
Messenger RNA from Clarias gariepinus (North African catfish), 567 nucleotides. It is a transcript of the gene cabp5b, whose product is annotated as calcium binding protein 5b. Lineage: Eukaryota; Metazoa; Chordata; Actinopteri; Siluriformes; Clariidae. The transcript has 6 exons. The record is from RefSeq and is a predicted model, not a curated record. Bases 1 to 567 code for a protein of 188 amino acids. Gene Ontology annotation, molecular function: calcium ion binding.